Schistosoma haematobium is the source of this 2310-nucleotide messenger RNA. RefSeq names its product Procollagen-lysine,2-oxoglutarate 5-dioxygenase 1 (gene PLOD1). Bases 1 to 2256 code for a protein of 751 amino acids. Gene Ontology annotation, cellular component: endoplasmic reticulum. Gene Ontology annotation, molecular function: procollagen-lysine 5-dioxygenase activity; iron ion binding; L-ascorbic acid binding. The transcript is spliced from 17 exons. The record is from RefSeq and is a predicted model, not a curated record. Gene Ontology annotation, biological process: peptidyl-lysine hydroxylation. Lineage: Eukaryota; Metazoa; Platyhelminthes; Trematoda; Strigeidida; Schistosomatidae.
AUGCGACUUCAUGGACGGUACGGUAUAAUUGUUUCUGACUUGUUGUUUGCUGUAUUAAAAACGGGGUACGUUUUCAAAAAUUAUUUUGAGAUGUCGUUCGUCAACAGCUUCGUAUUCCUCUUAGUGAUACUUUCCUGUUACACUGAAUUAUGCCUCUGCCAUGAUGUUUUGGUUUUGACGGUUGCAACGGAGAAAAACGAUGCUUUACAGAGAUUCCUGAGGUCGUGUAACUUGAACGGAUUUAAAGUAAAGGUUCUUGGAGAAGGCAUUCAUUGGAGAGGUGGGUAUGUUGCGAAGUCAACUGGUGGUGGGCAGAAAGUCAAUUUGUUAAAAGAAGAACUAACUACAGGUGCUUACGAACCGGAUCAACUUAUUCUAUUUGUUGAUAGUUAUGAUGUUGUUUUCAUGCAAAAUGUGGAUAAAUUACUUGAGGAAUAUGAAAAGUUUAAAUCUAAAGUAAUAUUUUCUGCAGAGGAAUUUUGUUGGCCACAACCAAGCUUACAGAGCUUAUAUCCUGAAGUAGAUUCUGGUGAAAAACGUUAUUUAAACUCUGGCGGGUUUAUUGGACCAGCAUCUAAUUUGAUUAAAAUUAUCAAUCACGCACCUAUUAAAGAUGAUGAUGAUGAUCAACUAUAUUAUACAAACAUAUUUCUAGAUUCAACGUUAAGAACAUUGUAUGAUAUUGAACUUGACAAAACUUCAAGAAUUUUUCAAAAUCUAAAUGGAGCAUUCAGUGAUGUGGAAUUACAUUUUAAUGAUGAAACAGGAUAUCUAUUUAAUAAAAUAUUCUCUACAACUCCAAUUAUAGCUCAUGGUAAUGGACCAAUAAAGGUUGAAUUCAAUUCACUGUCAAAUUACCUUGCAUAUUCUUGGAGUCCUACAAAAAAUUGUCAACACUGUAAUGAAGACAAUAUUGAAUUUCAGGAUAUAUCAGACUACCCUCUAGUGGUCAUGGGAAUCUUCAUUGAACAGGGAACACCAUUCAUCGAAAGAUUCUUUGAACGAAUAGCAGCUUUAUCCUACCCAAAGUCCAGGCUUCAUAUAGUCGGUCAUAUGGCGGAGAACAGUAAAUUUCAAUCUUCAGUAGCGGAGUCGUUCAACCAAACUUUUGGACAUCAAUACUUUUCAGUCAGCUGGCUUGAGGAAAAUCUAGAUGAAGAAAUUGCAAGAAAGAAAGUAUUCGGAUAUUGUUUAGCAAUUGAAGAUUGUAAAUACGUGUUUGCAGUAGACAGCAUUGCUCAACUGGACAAUCCAGAAACUCUGAGUCAUUUGGUUAAAAUGAACCGUUCGAUAAUAGCACCUUUGUUAACUAUAAGAGGAAAAGCUUGGUCGAACUUCUGGGGAGCGUUAGAUGCUGAUGGGUUUUACGCUAGGUCUAGUGACUAUAUGGAUAUAAUACAUUACAAUAUAACAGGGAUUUGGAAUGUACCCCUGGUUAGGAGUGCCUACUUAAUAUCGCGAUGGGCAGUACGUAAACUGAUCGAUGUCAGUAACAGCGAAAUGAACUUUGCAUAUGAAGCAAGAAAUAAGAAUGUUUUUAUGUUCGUUGAUAACCAAAUGAACUUCGGAUAUCUGAUCGACGCCAAAAACUAUACGAAAGGUAAACUGCACAACGACUUGUGGCAAACGAUGGAAAAUCCCCAGGACUGGGAAGAAAAAUACAUACACCCGCAAUACUUCAACUUUGCGAAACCUGAAAUCACAAUGACAGAUAUUGAUCAGCCAUGCCCAGACGUAUUUUGGUUUCCUUUAGUAUCAGAAACUUUCUGCAAGCAUCUUAUCGAAGAAGUAGAAAACUAUGGACAAUGGUCUACAGGCGAUAACUAUGACCCACGAUUGGAAGGAGGAUACGAAAAUGUACCAACAAGAGAUAUUCACAUGCGCCAAAUUGGUUGGGAGGAGCACUGGCUGCAUAUUCUAGAAAAAUACGUCCAUAAGAUGCAAAAGAAACUUUUCCAAGGGUAUGACGAUAAGCCAUGGGCCCGUAUGAAUUUUGUCGUCAGAUACAAACCAGACGAACAACCUUCUUUGAGACCUCAUCACGAUGCAUCUUCUUACACAAUUAAUAUUGGACUCAACCAGCCUGGGAAAGACUACAAGGGAGGUGGGAUACGUUACAAUCGAUAUAACUGCUCAAUCGUCAAUACACGUGUUGGAUGGGCAGUAGUUAGUCCAGGAAGAGUGACUCAUCUACACGAAGGACUAGCAACGACAGAAGGGACACGAUACAUUUUUGUUACUUUUGUCAAUCCCUAACUUUGUCGCCUUUGUACGUAUUUGUUUGGAAAAUUACAUUUAAUGGUAAUAAAA